CAGUGAGUUAAUGGUGGUGUUGGAGUGAGGCGCGCUGAAGACGACACGGAGACAAAAUUUGGGAACUUUCAUAUGUUCGAAAACAAAAAGGUUAUCUUCCCUCCCCCCCAGAAAAUAUCAACUGAGUUUCAGCCAGAGUGGAACUUUAACGGCCGCUGACAGUUCUUUGCGAAGGGACUUAUUUGAAGUUGGCUCGGGCAGGGAAGAUUUUCGACAGCGUUGUGACGAAGAAACAUUUUUUUUCUCUUUAUUUGGGAUAGCGGUUCUUCGGAAGGGACAGUCGGGGGGAUCCGGAUUUUUAAAGUGUGGAGAGGGGGGGGGCACGAAGGUGGAUUGCCUGCUUCGAAAGCGCUGUGAGUCUCGGGAGGAUUUUUUUUUUUUGGAAAAGGGCGGUUUUUAAACGCCUCCAGCGGCAGCCUUUUCGUCCCCGGGCCGGGGCUGAGGCUCCGGAGAGCCGGGAGUGAGUCUCCCCGCAGCCCGGUGUGGAGCGAGGCCUCAGGCGACAAUGCUCGAAAUUAUGGCCGAGCAUCAAGAUACCCUCCUGAAAUGCAAAUCGGAGCCUCUGGUGAGUAGCAGCGGCAGAUAAUAAUAAUGGAGUGUUUAUCUUUGGCGAGUUGGGAGUCACAUGACGCAUGCGGCUCCGGCUGCUUCUGAGUGGAGACCAACGGCGAGGCGGUUUCUCUGUGUCGGGGACUCCCGUCUGCUUUUCCGCCUUGCUUUGGGAAGGGGGGGCGCUGUGUGAUCGGACGGGAUAAAUCAGUAGUUCUGAGGAGGGCGAACUGAGCCGACGGGAUUCCACCGUGGGGUUUUCCGAGUCGUGACCGCGGUCCACCCCAGAGCGCUCGUUAUCUAGCCGGGUGGGUGGGUGCCGGCUACAGCCCGGAUGAACUGAGGCCAGUGACGCUGUGAAGUGCGCCUGGGCUCGCUGAGAUCUGCUAUAACGCUGUCACGGCAGUCGUCUCUCAGCGUCUGCACCGAGUGUGACGGGUUCUAGGCUGGGCCGGAGGAAGCUGCUUUCAAGAACUGAACGUCAUCGCAAGGACGACUUCUGCAUGAUGUGUCGUUUGUGUGGCGAUUGCCCGUGUAACCUUAGGAACGGAAUCCCUUGCAAACGCUCUGUAACGUGCAUUGCGUCCCGUGUCCGGUUCCGGUACCGAUUGCAUGGAGGGAAGCCGCCGAACCGGACGCGUCUGUUCUGCAGAUGAAUUGGGAAUCGGCUCACGGGCUGGAAAUAGCCAGCAUCUGCUGUGGAUUGUGGUGGGCGGGGGGGGCUUUUACCUUCAAACCCGCUUGAAUUGUAAGGAGAGAGCGCGGCCCGACUCCGGUGCGUGGUCCGGAGUGGAGAAGGCAUUGCCUGCUGGCGGCGGCGAUAAUAGAAGAUGCCGCUCCAGGGAGAGAGAGGGUGACGACGAUGAAGCCGUUGUACCCGGAGCGUGCUCUCACCGGGAUCGGGGUGCAGGAGAGCCUGGGAGGGGUGGCCUGGACAGAUCUGGAGGUCCGGUACCGUCGUCGCCGGAUCGAGUGGACGCGGGCCCAUCCACCCCCAGAGAGGAGGAAGAGGACAGUAGAAGACUUCAAUAAGUUCUGCAGCUUUGUCUUAGCCUACGCCGGCUACAUCCCUUCCACCAAAGAGGAGCCCUCAUGGUCUCCAGCCUCCUCCAGCUCCCCCAACAGCAGCUCUGGUGUUUCAGGGGAAGGAGUGGGCGUGGAGGGCUGGCCGCACGCCGCCUCCGACUUGCACACUAUCCAGACCUUCGUGAGGAAGGCCCGUGCCUCCAAGGGCAAGAGCCUGCGGCGGCUUCACUCGGACAGCACCCUGCUGGACAAGAUGAGGCUGAAGGACUCCCUGUUCGAGGGCCAGCGCAGCGCAGGCCCCAAGGCGGAGCGCAAGAAAGACAAGAAGCUGAAAAAGUUGUCCCUGGGCGGGAGGGAGGAGAAGCGUGCGCGCAUCAAGCGCAGCAAAAACCCCAAGCCCACCAAGGGCCUGAAGAAGCUCAAGAGCAGCUCCGCCCACAGCGAAACGGACUCUGAGACGGGCCCCGCCCAGGAGGAGGGGCACAGUCCCGCGGAGGAGCCGACGGAGCCCAGGAAGGCCAAUCAGAGUGGAGGGGAGGGGCUGGUGGAAAUGCUUGGUGGGGAGUCAACCCGGGAGGCGGAGCUCAGCUCCAGUGAGGGCGAGACUUGGAUCGCGGAUGAAGACAUCAUGGUGGAAUCAGGGGACGACUCGUGGCACCUGAUCACCUGCUACUGCGGCAAGCCCUUCGCAGGACGUCCCAUGAUCGAGUGCAACCAGUGCGGCGUCUGGGUGCACUUGUCCUGCGCCAAGAUUAAGAAAUCCAAUGUGCCCGACAUCUUUUACUGCCACAAGUGCAGGGACUCUCGGCAGGACCGGCGCUCGGGGCACAAGAAAGACCCCUGAAGAUGAGGGCCCACCCUCCCGCGUCCCCCGUCCCUACCCACACUUGCACACAAGGA
Molecule: messenger RNA, 2475 nt
Organism: Lepisosteus oculatus (spotted gar)
Lineage: Eukaryota; Metazoa; Chordata; Actinopteri; Semionotiformes; Lepisosteidae
Gene: phf23b
Product: PHD finger protein 23b
Biological process (GO): negative regulation of autophagosome maturation; negative regulation of autophagosome assembly; positive regulation of protein ubiquitination
Cellular component (GO): nucleus
Source: RefSeq, a predicted model, not a curated record